GAAAGAGGACCACGGCUUCUUGCUUCCCCCCGGAGAUCUCGGCGAGACCGCUACCACCGGAGAUUAUUUAGAAAAGACAGAGAGAGAGAGAGAGAGAGAGAGAGAGAGAGAGAGAGAAGGUGGGUCAAGCAAAGAGAGAGAGAUGGAGGGGGAGGAUGAUGAUGUUUUCUUCGGUUUGACUCCUGCGGGGAUUUGAUUUGGAUUCUGAUUGCUUCCUCGUAGUUUUCUGCCUCUUUCUUUGGUGAAUUCCAUUUUCUUUUGUUGCAUGUUUGCCUCCCCUGCGUCUUUCCGUUUGUCUCUGGCUCGUUCAUGGCGGAAUGAGGUGUUGGCUCUUCUUGGAUUCGACUCCAUCUGAAAUUGACUUGCUGGAUUCGAAUCCUCCUCUGGAAUUCCUUUUCAGUUAUCAAGUUGUAACCUUUAAUUAGUUUCUCCGAUCAAAAUCGAAGCUUUUGUGCAGUUUCCAGACGUCCGCUUGGUCAUUAAUGUCUCUGUUCAGUUAUCAUCUGAAUUCCUUCCAAUUCAAUCUUCUUUCCCUUUCUUUCGGUGUCUUCCUUUUGUUUUUGAUCGUGAAUUCACUAUUUCUGCUCUGUUGGGGUCUCUCGGAUCGAUAGAAGGUUUCAUCCGUUUGGGGUUUCUCGUCAUCGAGAAAUGCGAAAGAAGACUCUCUCUGGGAAUGUUCCUAAAGAUUACUCUUUUCGGAUCGCGUGACGAUCUCCCAAGGCGUUGCUGAAGUCCGUCAGCUCAUCUCUCUUCGAUUUCCCCUGUUUCUCUUCGCCAUGGGCUGCACGGGCUCGAAGCAGCUCCGACGGGACAGCGGGCGGAGCCCCAGUCCUUAUUCUCGCAGCCACUCCCUUCCCAUCCGUUAUGCUGGCGUCGCCGGUGGCCGGUCCGGGGAUGGCCACAACGCCGUCGUCCUCUCCUCCACCACUCUCGGCUCCCUGGUGCUCGACCGCGGCGACCUCAGCUCCGACGACGAGACGAUGGUGAAGAGCGCCACCAACCUCCAGAUGGCGACCGCCGUCAUCGCGAAGGAGCUCGGCCGCGCCAGGACGUGGUCUGAGAUUACCGACCGCCGGAUCCCCAAGACCCCGACGAUGACUCCGCCCGACGAUCCCGAGGUCAUCAACGCCUGGGAGCUCAUGGCCGGCCUCGAGGACGCCAGCCCCCUCAACCUCCCCCCCCCUGCCGCCCUCGACCGCUCCUCCUCCUCCCACACCUCGCAUGACUCCCGUCGCUCGCCACCGGAUUCCGAGCUUUCGAGUGGCUCGUCCUCGCCUAAACCGCAGUGGAUGCAACUCAGCCCAGGGGACUCCGUCAUCUACGAUUUCGACCCGGAGAUCUUGUCCUCCUUCCGUCAGGCCCUCGACGAGCUGUCGCCGCAGCGUCAAUCCUAUUCCAUCGAUCAGCCUAUUGAGCCCGACAACGUGGAGGAGGAGGAAGAAGAAGAGAUGAAGAAGCCAUCUCAUGCAAGAACACGAGCAUUAGAACCCGCCAAGGGGCCACCGUAUCAGUCCCAUUCCAUUCCUCAGCCUCCCGAGUCUGAAGACGAGGAGGAGGAGGUAGAGGAGCCAUCUCAUGCAAGAAGACGAACAGUAGAGCCUGCCGAAAGACCACAUCAUCAAUCCAAUUCCAUCUAUCAACUUCCCGAGCCUGAGGAGGAGGAGGAGGUGGAGAAGAAGCUAUCUCAUCCAAGAACACGAACAGCAGAGUCCGUCGACAGCCGCCAAGUUCCAACACACACCAGCAUUGUCCGAGCAAGGAUCAACGAGUUCCAACGAAAGAUCGACGCUAGGAAGACCAACAUCAACGCCAAUUCGGCAAAGGUGGCGCCUUCCUCCAAAUGCCCGCCCGGCGGUGAGGGGAAGGUCGUCCUCUACUUCACCAGCCUCCGUGGGAUACGGAAGACCUUCGAGGACUGCUGGGCCGUCAGCAUGAUACUGAAAGGCUACGGUGUUCGCGUCGACGAAAGAGACGUGUCGAUGCAUGCAGGAUUCAAGGAAGAGCUAAUCGACAUACUGGGGCCGGUGUACGGCGGCCAUAGGCUGCCGAGGAUCUUCGCCGAUGGGAAUUACUUGGGCGGGGCAGAGGAGGUGCGGCACCUGCACGAGGCGGCGCGACUGGGCAAGUUCUUGGAGUGCUGCGAGACGAUGCCAUCGCGGGGGAAAGGAGGCAGCGUCAUAUCGUCCUGCGAGGGGUGCGGCGACGUCAGGUUCGUGCCCUGCGAGACGUGCUCGGGGAGCUGCAAGGUGUACGUGGAGGAGGAAGAAGACGACGUCGGAGGGUUCCGGAGGUGCUCCGACUGCAACGAGAACGGGCUCGUGCGGUGCUCGCUGUGCUGCUGACGCUGCGCCAAGUGUUCGACGGAUUGCUGUUGCAUGUACAGAAGGAGAUGAAGGAAGCAUAAAGGAGUUUUGAAAGGUUUAUUUAGCUUCUUUCAUCUUUUUCUUUGUUUCAGUUCCAUUUCCUCUUCUUCUUCUUCUUCAUCAUCAUCCAAUGCUUUGUGUUCUUGAGUGAGGAAGACACAGCUGAGAAACCCAUCACCAUGUAAUAAAAUUAAAGCAAUACAACCUGGACAUCAGGGAUCAAA
Messenger RNA from Musa acuminata subsp. malaccensis (wild Malaysian banana), 2587 nucleotides. RefSeq lists its product as uncharacterized. Lineage: Eukaryota; Viridiplantae; Streptophyta; Magnoliopsida; Zingiberales; Musaceae. The record is from RefSeq and is a predicted model, not a curated record.